Molecule: messenger RNA, 1388 nt
Organism: Condylostylus longicornis
Lineage: Eukaryota; Metazoa; Arthropoda; Insecta; Diptera; Dolichopodidae
Gene: Dus4
Product: tRNA-dihydrouridine(20a/20b) synthase [NAD(P)+]-like
Exons: 3
Coding region: 51-1244 (397 amino acids)
Biological process (GO): tRNA processing
Molecular function (GO): flavin adenine dinucleotide binding; tRNA dihydrouridine synthase activity
Source: RefSeq, a predicted model, not a curated record
UAUAAUUUGAUGAAAGUAAAAAGGUGAAUUUUUAAUAAAUACAAGUAAUAAUGGUAAAUAUGACUAAACCUAAAACAGAAAUUUUACAAUUAUUUUCUGAACAAAAACGUAAUAAUAGUUACUUAAAUGUUGCUGCACCUAUGGUUCGUUAUAGCAAACUAGAAUUUAGAAAACUUUUAAGAAAACAUAAAACUCAUUUAUGCUUCACUCCAAUGAUUGUAGCUGAUUCUUUCUGCAGAAGCGAAGAAGCCCGUAAUAGUGAAUUUACAACAUCACUUGAUGAUUAUCCAUUGAUAGCUCAGUUUGCUGCUAAAGAUGCUGUGGAGUUUCAAACUGCAUCUCAAUUGGUGUAUCCAUAUGUAGAUGGUGUCGACAUUAAUUGCGGUUGUCCUCAAAGUUGGGCUAUUUCAAAGUCAUAUGGAUGUGCUCUGCUAAGGAAACCGGAACUUAUACAAGAUAUGAUUAAAUCUGUUCAAAGAGUUUUACCAAACUCAUUUAGUUGUUCCGUAAAAAUGAGGUUAUUACAAAAAAGGGAUCUUAAAUCUACUGUGGAUUUAAGUAGGCAAUUAGAAAAAACUGGAGCCACGUUUAUAUCAAUACAUGGAAGGACUCCACGGCAAAAAACAUCAGAACCUGCCGAUAUGGCAGCUGUUUCAGAAAUUAAGAAGUCUCUGACUAUACCUAUAAUUUAUAAUGGUGAUAUUAAAUGUUUAAACGAUGCAAAUACAGCUUAUAAUGAAACAAAUUGUGACGGGAUUAUGAGUGCAAGGGGUUUACUGAGUAAUCCUACUCUUUUUACAGGCACGACAAAAACAACAAAUGAAUGUUUGCAAGAUUGGGUAAAUAUUGGAGCUGCAGCCGAUAUGAAUAUAUCUUUCCAAUGUUUUCAUCAUCAUUUAACGUUUAUGAUGGAAAAGCUCUUGAAGAAAAAAAUUAGGACUCAUUUCAAUAAUUUUACGACGAAGGAGCAAAUUUUUAGUUUUAUGUUAGAACAUUUUAAUAUUACUCCAGAACUAAAUUCCGAUGCAUAUGAUUAUGGACAAAACCUUUUAAAAUGUGAUUAUAACAGCAAUGUGUGUGAAAAAUAUAAAGCUCUCAUAAACGAAAAUACAAAUAUUUCACAAAAUGGAAACAGUUGGAAUGAAAAGAGCGUUGGUAAAUACUUUUUGGAGCACACAGAAGGUGAUAAGGAUGAUUAUGACAAUGAUCAAUUCUCCUUUAUGGGUACUUCUAUAUUCGAUUAGGGUUUUUUCCGAGCGUAAAGAAUUAAAGUUAAUUUUUGUAUAUAAGUUGAAACUUAUUUUCAAAAUUAUGUAGAUAUGUAUAUAUGAUAUGUAAAUGAUCAAUUUUAAAAUUUUAAAUAUAAUGGCCAGUAAUAGUGUCCACGU